AUGCCAGCCUCGUAUCGUCGCAUCGACACUACAGACCCUCGUCGGUUCGAUCGAGUAGUGCCUUUCACCUUGCCGGGCAAAUGGGCAGACGACUCUCCAGAUCUGUAUGAGAUGCUACUCAGCAGCUCCACUGUGGCCUCCGGAGCUGCAAUGCUGACCAGACAGAUCCCGGUCGCGUUCGUUGGAUUGGUGCUCAGCGCUGCGCAUGUUGCUCAUUACAAGCCCCUGCAAAAGAGGAGAGAGGGCUCGCAGCAAGCUGGACCUUACAUGGGACUCGGUUUUGCUCUCAUCGCCCUGAUAGUGCUCAUUUUUCAAAAGGUGAGCUGA
This is a messenger RNA of Ceraceosorus guamensis, 327 nucleotides long. RefSeq names its product right border a protein. The record is from RefSeq and is a predicted model, not a curated record. The transcript has 2 exons. The coding region runs from base 1 to 327 and encodes 108 amino acids. NCBI's taxonomy places the organism in Eukaryota, Fungi, Basidiomycota, Exobasidiomycetes, Ceraceosorales, Ceraceosoraceae.